AUGCUCACCUCAGGGUUCACAAACACCCCACUCACAAAAGCUCUUCUCAUCUACACGAUCGGCUCUUCAGUCGCUCUCUCCAUCCUCGAUAUCAAAUACCUUGCGCCCAUCCAUGUCUCCCCGCACUUUUGGCCCUACGCGCAAUUCUGGCGCGCGCUGUUCUGGCACGGGGCUGGAUUUACCAAUUCUACGGAAGCUUUGUUCGCGGCUAUGCUUGUGUAUCAUUUGAGAGUGGUGGAGCGAGCGUGGGGGAAGAGGAAAAUGGCUACCUUCAUUCUCACAACGCUCCCUUAUACGACACUACUCCCGCCAAUUCUUCUUGCUCUUGUCGUUCGACCGCUUUCUCUCAAUUCGUUCAAUUAUCUUCCUUCGGGUCCGACUGCAAUGAUCUUUGCUUUGCUCGCGCAGUACUACGCCUCGAUCCCGCAUACGUUUCGAAUCCGUAUCGGCACCACUACAUCUUCCUCCUCCUCUUCCUCCCCAUCUUCUGCUACGGUGUCUGCUACAUCUCCGCGCACCACCACCACCUCUACGACCGACAAUGUCCCCGGGAUUUCAUCGCCCGAGUCCGAGCCCUUAACCACCACCACCAGCACCGCCAGCAACAACGCCGAAUCAAAACCCACCUCACCAAGUCUAACAAUUCUCCUCUCCGACAAAACAACCACAUACCUCGUUGCCGCACAACUCGCCCUCUCUCAAUUCCCAUUCAUGCUCCUCCCCUCCGCAAUAGGCUGGUUCAUCGGGAUGGCCUGGCGCGCGGAACUUCUCCCCGGUCUGUCCCCGGCCGCGCAUGGAUUCCGGAUCCCCGCUUGGAUGGUUGGAGAUCGAGACCGUCGAGCCGGAUCCGGAAUCGGGGUGCCGGGGGUUGGAGGUGGGCUUGAUGGUAGUGGGAGUGGGGCGAGUGAGAGGGAGCGGUUUGAGGAUAUGAGGAGGAGAUUGGAGGGGGAGGCUUCUGCUUCGGCGUCGGGGAUGGAUCAUGUGGGUGGGGAUCAGAGGAGGAGAGGAUAG
Molecule: messenger RNA, 1011 nt
Organism: Penicillium oxalicum
Lineage: Eukaryota; Fungi; Ascomycota; Eurotiomycetes; Eurotiales; Aspergillaceae
Gene: dscB
Product: protein dscB
Exons: 2
Coding region: 1-1011 (336 amino acids)
Source: RefSeq, a predicted model, not a curated record